Coffea eugenioides is the source of this 1533-nucleotide messenger RNA. RefSeq names its product 2-oxoglutarate-Fe(II) type oxidoreductase hxnY-like. Lineage: Eukaryota; Viridiplantae; Streptophyta; Magnoliopsida; Gentianales; Rubiaceae. The transcript is spliced from 11 exons. The record is from RefSeq and is a predicted model, not a curated record. The coding region runs from base 87 to 1082 and encodes 331 amino acids.
AAGCUUCUCCCUACUCCUUUGUCAACGCUGCAACUUGCUGACAUUCCCUAACUUAAUCGAGGAAAACCAAAAGAAGAAUAUUAACCAUGAAUUUCGACGAACAGAAGCUUCCGGCGGCAUCUGCAAAUAUGGCGGCACUGAAUUGUAUAGACCUCUCCGAUUCCGACAUACAAAGAACAGUCUCUCUCCUCAGACAGGCUUGCUCGGACUCUGGAUUUUUUUAUGUAGUCAAUCAUGGUAUCAGCCCAGAAUUUAUGGAUGAGGUCUUUUCUCAAAGCAAAAGGUUCUUUAGUCUACCACUUGAUGAAAAGAUGAAGCUUCUCAGGAAUGAAAAAAACCGUGGUUACACUCCUCUUCUAGAUGAGCAUCUGGAUCCUGUUAACCAGAUACAUGGAGAUUAUAAAGAAGGAUAUUACAUUGGUGUGGAAGUACCAGAAGAUGAUCCUCAAGCCGAAAAACCAUUUCAUGGACCAAACUUGUGGCCUACGGCAGAUAUUUUACCUGGAUGGAGAGAAACUAUGGAGAGAUACCACCACGAAGCACUCGAGGUUGCAAGGGCAGUUGCUAGAAUUAUAGCCCUAGCACUUGACCUGGAUGGAAACUUUUUUGAUCAAUCAGAAAUGCUAGGCAAUCCUAUUGCAAUCUUGCGGCCGCUACAUUAUGAAGGUAAAAUCUCUGAACCAGAAAGAGGAAUAUAUGGUGCAGGUGCCCACUCUGACUUUGGCUUGCUUACCUUCUUAGCCACAGAUGAUGUCAUUGGUCUUCAGAUAUGCAAGGACAAGCAUGUUGAGCCUCAGAUUUGGGAAUACGUGUCACCAGUAAAAGGAGCAUUUAUUGUGAAUCUUGGAGAUUUACUGGAGCGCUGGAGCAAUUGUUCUUUUAGGUCAACACUACAUCGAGUCUUGGUUAGUGGUCAAGAAAGAUAUUCUAUUGCUUUCUUCGUGCUGCCCAGUUUCAAUUGUGUUGUCAAAUGCCUGCCAACCUGCCAGUCAGAGGAUAAUCCUCCGAAGUUCCCACCCAUCACAUGUGGAGCUUACUUGGUGCAGAGAUAUGAAGAUACGCAUGCCGAUCUGAGCUCCUAGAAUAGUUCGUCCCUGAUUUUUUUUUUGGUAACCCGGAACAUAUCUCGACCCGAACCCUUUGGACCCGAGCUGGCACACCAAAUCGGAGGGAAGCCGACAGCCCCAUACAGCUUUUCCGGGCGAGUCAGGAUGUGCGACGCAGCGGGCACGAACCCUGGUCAGUGGGGACCAGGGUACGAAUCGAACUUUAGUUAAUGGAGAAACCAGCAACAUAAGACUGACCCCUCAACCGUUGCGCCAUAUGUCCUAGGGGCGUUCGUUCCUGAUUGGCAAGGUUGUUGAACCUUUUGCUGAUCUGUUGUUUCAUGUAACGGAUGGUAGAUGUAUAUUCUUAUCAGUUGGUUUUUUCCUAGUAUUUGAUGGUUAGGAACACAAAAAUUAUGACUUAGCUGAAAUAAUCCAGAUUUUGAAACGUUAAAAUACAUUAAAUUGUAUAUUCAGCCGUUACAUU